AUGCGGAAGAGACAGCAGGUGGUCAGGGUCCCCAGGACUCAGGCAGUGACUGUCGGGCCUCCCCGGGAUGGGGAAACUUACGCCUUAAUUAUGAGCAGGGUCACCACAGCGGUGAACCUUCAAGAGUUGGGAGUGGAAGUCAUCGGGGCGCGAAAAACAAAGUCCGGCGCCAUCCUCCUGGAGGUUAAAGGAGGAGCGGAAAAGGCGGACGCGCUCGCGAGGGACCUCAGGGAGAAAUUGGGCGAAGAGGCGCGGAUUGGGCGCCCGGAGAAGACGCGGCCAGUCCUCAUCCUCGGCAUCCCGGAAUGGGUCGACAAGGAGGAGGUCAUGGCGGUGGUCAACGGGGAGAGUGGCACUCCGGAGAGGAGGUUACGGAUGACGCUCAAACCGGGAACCAGAGGAAGUAGCACUGCGCAUGUUGAAGUACCGGCCAGAGAAGCAAAGGCGCUACAAACUAAAGGUAGGAUAAAAAUCGGAUGGACAGUCUGCAGGGUGAAGGUUUUGGAUGCGUACCAGCCCAGGUGCUUCAGGUGCCUCGAGACGGGUCACCUAGCCGCGGAAUGCAAGGGUCCGGACCGGAAGGAUUGCUGCCUCAGGUGUCGGCUCCCGGGUCACCGCACAGCCAGCUGCGACGCACCGCCAGCCGAUCGAAGGACACCGGCAGGCGGGAUGCAAGAGGAGGAGCCCCGGAAGGGCGCUACCGAUCCUGCGCCAGCGCGGGAUUGA
This is a messenger RNA of Sipha flava (yellow sugarcane aphid), 726 nucleotides long. RefSeq lists its product as uncharacterized. The record is from RefSeq and is a predicted model, not a curated record. The coding region runs from base 1 to 726 and encodes 241 amino acids. The transcript has a single exon. Gene Ontology annotation, molecular function: zinc ion binding; nucleic acid binding. Lineage: Eukaryota; Metazoa; Arthropoda; Insecta; Hemiptera; Aphididae.